Dovyalis caffra is the source of this 435-nucleotide messenger RNA. Lineage: Eukaryota; Viridiplantae; Streptophyta; Magnoliopsida; Malpighiales; Salicaceae. The record is from the annotation of a GenBank genome assembly.
AUGGAAGACUCAUCAGACACCAUUUUUGAGGAGAGAGAAGAGCUGAUGGUUUCACCAGUAGGAAAAUGUGGGUUAAAAGCAAUCAUCUGCUCAACCCGUAGAAUCAUCAGACAUGAAGAACUAGUUCUUGGAGUAGCAGAGAAGUGGUGUCCUGAGACUAAUACCUUCAUCUUUCCAUGGGGUGAAGCAACAGUCACUUUAGAGGAUGUAUUGUUUAAUGGUGGCUUUCCUGUUUUAGUGCAGCCUGUUUCAAGCCUUUUUGUGGCAGAAGAUGAAAGAAAAAUAUACGAGAAUCCAAGUGCAGUGCGUGCAAAAGCACGAACAGACUGUGUUACUGCUGCUUCCUAUACCACAUGGUUGGAAUAUUUCAUGGGAAGGGGGAGUGAAUUUGAGCAUGAAGAAUUUCUGUCAGCAAGGUGUUCAUUGAAGGCAUAG